CGAUAAUCAUAAUCCAUGAUUGCUCAAAGAAAGGAGGAUACUUUUUUCGCACUACUUAAAAUUCUCCCGUGUGACCGAAGGAUAGUAACUAGCAUAUAAGGAAAGCACAGAGGAACAAUCUAGCUUCUGUGAAAAAAACACGAGGAUAGAUAUAUCUUAUUCCGAAGAAAGAGAGUCGCUCGAAAAUUCAACUAAAAGCCUACAUGAUGCAAAGGAAACGGCAUGGUUUGAGAACGCAGGGGCAACAAGUAAACCCACAGUAUGCUGUUCACAAAGAACAUCGUCAGAUCCSUCCAGUUCUGUUCCUAAGCUUUGCGCUUCUGCAGUAUUCUAUGAGUCUGCUGAGCGAAGGGGCGGUUGCCAAUGCUUUUGUCUUGGCAGGCACGAGACAUGUUCGUCCGAUUCUAGAAUUGUCGAACACAAAACUUUUCUUUGACACCAAUGGACACAAGCUCCAGGAACAAUUUACAAAUUCUACAAGCAURAAGAACAAACGGUCAAACGAGUCUCCGACCGCACUGUCAGCCUCGUCGUCGCUGUCGGCACCUACUGGCGGCGGCUUCUUCAACGGCGGCGGCGAACACCGUUCGAAUCGCCGCCGCAAUCGGUCGUACAAAAUAUAUUGUGACAUGGAUGGGUGUCUAGUCAAUUUUGAAAAGGGUGUCCGCAUGCUCCUCAAAGCGGGAAGCUCCGAUAUCGACAAGCGGGUGAUGUGGGAAGGCAUUUCUCGAGCACCACAGUGGUUUGAAAACCUAGAGUGGCAAAUGGACGGCAGGCGCCUCUGGAGCGCCAUCAAGCACCUGAACCCCGAUAUUCUGACGGGGGUUCCCGACAUAAAGUCCUCCCGUAUAGAGAAAUUCAAUUGGUGCAAGAGAGAGCUAGGGCUAGAAGAAACUGACACGCACCAUGUGGACAUGGCCGGGGAUGUGGCCGCAUUGAGUGACCACUAUAGCGUAAAUGGAAAUCUACCAAGAGAUGAUAAGACCAAUAUCAUAACCUGCUGGAGCAACAACAAAUAUAAAGAAUGCAGCAGGAGUGGAUCGUAAGUGUAAUACACUGAGUCGUUUUUAAUGUAUUCACUUUUAUGGAAAAGCUUCAAACGUCAUGUUUUCUCAAUUCAGACUAACGCAUUCUGUGCCGAACCGAUGCACUGCUGGCGCAAAUAUUGAUAUGGAUUGUGCAACGGACUUGAAUUUUUAAAAUAUAAAAUGAAAUGCAACGGCAACGGCAACAGCAUCCUUAUCGACGAUCGCAUCGAUCUAAAGAAAAAUUGGGAAGAUGCAGGGGGUAUUUUUGUCCACCACGUGAACACCGAGACAACGAUCCGAAAAUUGCGUGAUCUUGGUGUAAUCUCAGAGGGGGGACUCGACAAUGGAGAGAAUGAUUGGUACUGGGAGGGCUCCUGGAGAUUAUGGAAAGACGAGUGAUUGAUUGAUUUGUUUUUGUCCCAAAAUUUGUUUGCAGAACAGCCAACCCUCAUAUCAAAAGGGUAGAUACCUAGGGUUCAUGGCCACCAAAAAAAUCGAAAUUGUAGUUUUUUGCGCAUAUAGAUUGCAGGUGCAUACGCUACAAUUUUAACUCGCUU
Pseudo-nitzschia multistriata is the source of this 1585-nucleotide messenger RNA. NCBI's taxonomy places the organism in Eukaryota, Bacillariophyta, Bacillariophyceae, Bacillariales, Bacillariaceae. The record is from the annotation of a GenBank genome assembly.